AUGGAAGACUCGAUUGAUCUGAUGACGUGUCAUCACCGCGUCGACGGUGGUGGAGCUCCUCAUCGACGACGCCAACGUCUCCCAUUCUAUGGAAAAAGUUCGGUUGUAGUACCGAAAUGGCUCUUACAGGAAAAUUGUGGGCCGUGCCGUUACUGUGUUGGUCUUGAUGGGUAUCCUGAACCUUAUUUCUGUGUUCUUACUCCAACGGAGAUUCCGUGUUACAUCAGGAUUGAGUUUUUUCCGUCUAUCGCGGAGGAUUGUAAAGUUGAGACAACGACUGAGUCAUCUUCAACUCCAACUUCUACUACUGAACAUGAGACAUCGGUGGUUCAGUGGUAG
This is a messenger RNA of Caenorhabditis remanei, 339 nucleotides long. RefSeq lists its product as uncharacterized. Lineage: Eukaryota; Metazoa; Nematoda; Chromadorea; Rhabditida; Rhabditidae. Bases 1 to 339 code for a protein of 112 amino acids. The record is from RefSeq and is a predicted model, not a curated record. The transcript has 3 exons.